AUGCCAACAACUUUACUUUCGCCACAAUCACCAACAAAAAUACAGUUAAAUACAACUAUUCAAGAAAAGAACUCUCUUUUAAAUAACAUUGAUACACUUACUAAUAUAGACGAUAUACGUGAAUGUCUACGCUUAUUAGAUGAAGAAGAAACUCGUAUUGAUCAAGCCUUAGAUAAACAACUUGCUGAUAAACUUGAAUUACAAAAUGUUUUAGGAACUUUGGAUAUUCUUAGACCACAAUUAGGUCAUUUAAAAACUGAUUCAACUAGUAUGAUGGAAACUAUAAGUAAUACAGCCAAGUUAGCUACCAAUAUAUGCGAUAAAGUUCGACAAAUAGAUAAAGAACAGUCAAGAACAAGACAAGCGAUUUCUUAUGUGGAAGAUGUACAAGAACUAAAAUAUUGUGUGGCUGGAAUUCAAGAUGCUAUGCAACGAAAAGAAUAUGAUGAAGCUGCUGGUCUAUUACAAAGGGCAUCUAGAAUUGAUACCUCCAUUCUGCAGGGUUCACUAGUGGAAUUUACUGUGGUAAGAAAGAAAAAAAAAAUAUAG
This is a messenger RNA of Halteromyces radiatus, 549 nucleotides long. RefSeq lists its product as uncharacterized. The record is from RefSeq and is a predicted model, not a curated record. Lineage: Eukaryota; Fungi; Mucoromycota; Mucoromycetes; Mucorales; Cunninghamellaceae. The transcript is spliced from 3 exons. Bases 1 to 549 code for a protein of 182 amino acids.